Molecule: messenger RNA, 2530 nt
Organism: Tetranychus urticae (two-spotted spider mite)
Lineage: Eukaryota; Metazoa; Arthropoda; Arachnida; Trombidiformes; Tetranychidae
Product: bis(5'-adenosyl)-triphosphatase enpp4
Source: RefSeq, a predicted model, not a curated record
UUAUUUGUUUAUUAUUAGGGUUAUCCAUUAUUCUUUAAUGAUCAUCAAAAAUGGCUUAGUAGCUUCAUUACGCUUUGAGAUAUAUUAAUUGCAAGUAAAAUUUAUCCUCUCCACUUAUUUAUUGUUUGGUUUUACUCACCUGAGGUUCAUAAUGAAAAGUAAAAUUAACUUAUUAAUCAAGCUCAUGUUCAACUGGAAUGAUUAAUUGAUGAGCAUUGUGAUAACUGUGAUACAGUUAAACAGACUCAGUUAAUCCUGUGUAAAAUGAGGGCCAAGGUUGAAAUAAAUCAAUCAUCAAGAGUCUCUAAUCAAUCAAUUGAUAGUCAAAUGUACUCUAUAAGGACACAAUAUUGGAAGACGAAAAAAUGGUCGAACCCGAUUACGAUCAAAUUACUGUCAAGAAGCAGCUUCCACUGGAAACUCCAACCUCAACUUGUUUUUCCAAUAGAUCAUUAGAUAAACAAAUCAGCUGUUGCUUGGAGAACAGUUUCUCUUCAUUUACUCCAAUGAAUUUAGCAAUUAGCUUUGUCUCUGCUCCAUCAACACGGUUAGCUGAGAUGUAAAAUAAUAAUCAAUCUGGAUAAUCAGUCGUUCUGGAGGUGAAAUUUUGCUUUGUGGUGACCGUGCAUUUUCAAUAACAUUAUGAACAGGACUAUGGUUAAAUCAUGACCCUUGUGAAUCUAUAUCCUACUUUUCAUCAGAUUGUAAUCAAUUUUUAUUGCAAACCUUUCAAAGUGGCAAAGUAAACAACAUUUUGUUUGCUUAGAUGGUGUUAAAAACAAAUCAAGUUUAGAGCAUGGUUCAUCCUUUGGUAUAAUAAAAUUUCUUGGUUGCUAUCACUGUAAUCUAUCGCCACACCACCGGUUAGGUAGUCAUAACUUACCAAGUUGACUAUAAAAGUUUCCAAAUACCUUGAAAAGUUAAAUGAAUGUACCAAUUUUACCCUGAUCAUUGCAAGUAUCAAAAUGAAUAACAAGAAGAUUUUGAUUAUUGUGGGAACACUCGUUUGUGCAACCAUACUUGUCAUUGUUGCCUCCAUCAUCAUAACCCAAUCUUCUGGUGACGACCAAAAUGACCAACCCAGAUUAAUUGUCAUCUCAUUUGAUGGUUUUCGAGCUGAUUACGUGUCACCCACACUGACACCAACUCUGUGGUCACUCAAGCAGACUGGAGCAACUGGUAAAAUGUUUCCUGUGUUUGUCAGUAAAACUUUUCCCAAUCAUUUCUCAAUCGCUACCGGACUUUAUGAGGAAGCCCAUGGAAUCGUUGCAAAUAAUAUGUACGAUCCUGAAUUUAAAGCAGUCUUUGACCUGUCCCAUAGCACUCAAAUGUGGUGGGAUAAUGGUUAUUCACUUCCAAUAUGGAUUGCUAACCAACAAGUUGAUGGCCGAAAGAGUGGUGGCAUAAUGUGGCCAGGAUCAGGAUUUACCUUUGGUGGGGAUAAAGCCUACUACUCAAUUGAUUUUAACCGUACACUUAGUAUGCAACAACGAGUUGAUCUUCUGAUGAAAUGGUUUACAGACACUGAAAAUCCUGCCAAUCUUGUUAUGUUGUACAUUGAAAAUCCUGAUGAAACAGCUCACAAUCAUGGACCUUUCGGUAAAGAAACCCUUGAGCAGGUUAUGAUGGCAGACAGGACUGUUGCUUAUUUGCUGGAAAACUUGUCCCAACACAAUUUAACUGAAUCAACCAAUAUCAUUUUGGUUAGUGACCAUGGAAUGCAAGAGUUUGACGCAAAAACUGGCAUAAAUUUAACGGCAAUAGUUCCUGAUUUAACUAGUUUCAGACAAUUUGGAGGAUCUCAAGCAAUUGGUAUUCUGCCUAACGAGGGAAAGGAAGAGGAAGUUUAUCAAAUGUUUGUAUCGCUGGCAAAAACAAAUCAUUUCAGAGUUUACAAAAAGGAUGAAAUUCCUGAGGAAUAUCAUUACAGGUACAAUCGUCGUAUUAUGCCAAUCUUAUUGGAGGCCGAUCCUGGAUAUGAAAUUGCUUUCACAACUUGGUCUCAUCAAGAUGAGAAAUGGGGUAAUCAUGGUAAUAAUAAUACACAACCCGAGAUGGAAGCGCUUUUCAUUGCCACUGGACCAGCUUUCAAGGAUAGUUUUAAUCUUAACCAAUCAUCUUUCUUCAACAUUGACCUUUACCCGAUCAUGGUAAAAAUUUUAGAUCUUGACAUUGGCAGCUAUAAUUACAAUGGAACUGAUAAAAUAACAAAGAACCUACUCGAUGAACUUUAGCCUGAAUAUCAUCAUUGUUAUCCUUUUUAACCAGUUAUUUAUUGGCAACUCCAAAGGCUCACAUUUGAACAAAGAUAUCAUAAUUUGUUAUAAAUAAUCGUGAAUUAACCGUCCAGCCAAAUGUUGUCCAUCGAAACAUCAAGUUUCUAUUUUCUUUAAAAGACUAUAACUUGUUAAUAUCUUUUUUUGAUUUUCAGUAAUUUUAAUCCUGAUUAUCAUUUUAAUUUUAAAUUGUUGAGAUUUUUCAGUGUAAACAAAUCGCUUUUUACUUUUACUUAUAAACGGUAUAAUGAAUA